Messenger RNA from Candida tropicalis MYA-3404, 633 nucleotides. RefSeq lists its product as uncharacterized. Gene Ontology annotation, cellular component: membrane. Gene Ontology annotation, biological process: vesicle-mediated transport. The transcript has a single exon. Bases 1 to 633 code for a protein of 210 amino acids. NCBI's taxonomy places the organism in Eukaryota, Fungi, Ascomycota, Pichiomycetes, Serinales, Debaryomycetaceae. The record is from RefSeq and is a predicted model, not a curated record.
AUGUAUUUUAUGAAGAAAGUAUUGUCUAACCUGGAUGGAAGUCGUGAUUUGAUUACCGUUGUUUCAAUUGCUCAUAUAAAUGUAAACAAAACUAUGAUCUUGAAUGUAAUGAAGAACAUUAUGGAUAAGUAUAUUGAUUAUAAACGAGAAGUUGAAGCCAACAAAUCAGGACCAAAUGAUCCGCUGGCUAAAUCUAAAUUAGGGGAGUUUAAGUUAUACAUGAAUCAGAUUAUAAAGUACGAAGAAAUGAGUUAUGAUUCAAACCAUCAUUUAUAUAGUUAUGGAUCGGUAUCCGAAGAUAAUGAAGAAGGCAGCAGUUCUCAUGAUCAGAUCAACCCUAAUCAAUUAUUAUUGGCAAAUGAAGAAGUUGAUGAGGUUAGACAGUUGAUGCUAGACAAUAUCAAUAAGCUAUUAAGUAGAGGAGAUAAGAUUAACUCGUUGGUUGACCAGACAGAUAGAUUAAAUACAUCAUCACUGGUUUUCCAAAAGCGUGCUCAACAAAUUAAAAGAAAAAUGUGGUUUAUGAAAGCAAAAUUUAUAUUAUACAUUAGUGGUGGGAUUUUGAUGAUAUUAUAUCUAUUUAUAGGUUCUCAGUGUGGGUUCCCUAUUUUUGACCACUGUAUUCGAAACUAG